Molecule: messenger RNA, 2159 nt
Organism: Physeter macrocephalus (sperm whale)
Lineage: Eukaryota; Metazoa; Chordata; Mammalia; Artiodactyla; Physeteridae
Gene: SAMD4A
Product: sterile alpha motif domain containing 4A
Exons: 10
Coding region: 16-2091 (691 amino acids)
Biological process (GO): nuclear-transcribed mRNA poly(A) tail shortening; negative regulation of translation; regulation of mRNA stability
Cellular component (GO): P-body
Molecular function (GO): protein binding; translation repressor activity; mRNA binding
Source: RefSeq, a predicted model, not a curated record
CACACAGCUAACUAAAUGGAAGGUCGAGAUCCAGACCCAAACAAUACAGCUGGAAUCUGUGCUCUCAAUGCUUUAUUAUCUUUCUUUUCCUUUUCCUCAAGUUACUUAGAGCACCUGGUACUCCUACAGUUCUUGGAAGUGAAUACCUCAGAAAGGAGCGCCAAGACAACUGAGCCCAUCUUAGGAAUCAUUAACCAAUGGCAACAGGAAUCCAAGGAUAAAGUGAUUUCCCUCCUGUUGACUCACCUGCCUUUGCUGAAGCCAGGAAACCUCGACGCAAAAGUAGAGUAUAUGAAACUGCUGCCCCAAAUCCUGGCGCACUCCAUUGAACACAACCAGCACAUCGAGGAGAGCAGGCAGCUGCUGUCCUACGCUUUGAUCCAUCCGGCCACUUCGUUGGAAGACCGCAGUGCUUUGGCCAUGUGGCUGAACCACUUGGAGGACCGCACGUCGACCAGCUUUGGCGGCCAGAACCGAGGCCGCUCGGACUCUGUGGAUUAUGGGCAGACGUACUACUAUCACCAAAGACAGAACUCCGACGACAAGCUUAAUGGGUGGCAGAACUCUCGGGAUUCUGGGAUUUGCAUCAACGCCUCCAACUGGCAGGACAAAAGCCUGGGGUGUGAGAAUGGCCACGUGCCCCUCUACUCCUCUUCAUCCGUCCCCACAACAAUCAAUACGAUUGGAACCAGCACAAGUACAAUUCUCUCAGGCCAGGCACACCACAGCCCUUUGAAACGAUCUGUGUCCCUUACCCCACCCAUGAAUGUGCCAAACCAGCCUCUAGGACAUGGAUGGAUGUCUCAUGAGGACUUACGAGCUAGAGGACCCCAGUGCCUCCCAUCCGAUCAUGCCCCCCUGUCACCACAAAGCAGUGUAGCCUCUUCAGGAAGUGGUGGGAGUGAACACUUAGAAGAUCAGACCACUGCUCGUAACACAUUCCAAGAAGAAGGUAGUGGUAUGAAAGAUGUUCCAGCCUGGUUAAAAAGCCUCCGUCUGCACAAGUAUGCUGCGCUCUUCUCCCAGAUGACCUACGAGGAGAUGAUGGCCCUCACUGAGUGCCAGCUGGAGGCCCAGAAUGUUACCAAAGGUGCAAGACACAAAAUUGUCAUCAGUAUUCAGAAGCUCAAAGAGAGACAAAACCUCCUGAAGUCUUUGGAAAGGGACAUCAUCGAGGGGGGCAACCUGCGCAUCCCCCUCCAGGAGCUGCACCAAAUGAUCCUGACUCCCAUCAAGGCCUACAGCUCCCCGAGCGCCACCCCUGAGGCUCGCCGCCGGGAGUCCCAGGCCUCACACCCGCCUUCGCUGAUGGGCCCGGAGAGCCAGAGCCCUGACUGCAAAGACAGCGCCGUGGCCGCCGGAGCCACGGCCACUGCCUCGGCUGGGGCCAGUGGCGGGCUCCAACCGCACCAGCUGAGCAGCUGUGACGGGGAGCUGGCUGUCACCCCCCUGCCAGAGGGGGAUCUCCCUGGGCAGUUCACACGUGUCAUGGGGAAAGUGUGCACACAGCUCUUGGUCUCCAGACCCGACGAGGAGAAUAUAAGUUCCUAUUUACAGCUCAUAGACAAGUGUCUAAUCCAUGAGGCAUUUACAGAGACACAGAAAAAACGAUUGUUGUCAUGGAAACAGCAGGUGCAGAAGCUCUUUCGGUCUUUCCCUCGGAAAACCCUUCUAGACAUAUCGGGAUAUCGACAGCAAAGAAACCGCGGCUUCGGGCAGUCCAACUCCCUCCCGACGGCUGGCUCUGUGGGCGGUGGCCUGGGCAGACGGAACCCACGCCAGUACCAGAUCCCCUCCCGGAACGUCCCUUCCGCCCGCCUUGGCCUCCUGGGCACCAGCGGAUUCGUCAGCUCCACCCAGCGCAACACCGCAGCCAACCCCACCAUCAUGAAACAAGGAAGACAGAACCUCUGGUUCGCCAACCCUGGGGGCAGCAAUAGCAUGCCAAGCCGCACCCACAGCUCAGUCCAAAGGACCCGCUCGCUACCUGUGCACACUUCACCACAGAAUAUGCUGAUGUUCCAGCAGCCAGGUAGGGCCCGGCCCUCCAUCCCUCACUCUCCUCUCGGGGAGGCCAGGUCGCCAGAAUAGAUGCCCCAGUGAACCCAGGCAGAAAGUGCUUAGCCUCAACUGUCACCGUGCAUUCUUUUGAGCUUAUA